Messenger RNA from Fulvia fulva, 1554 nucleotides. RefSeq lists its product as uncharacterized. The transcript has a single exon. Lineage: Eukaryota; Fungi; Ascomycota; Dothideomycetes; Mycosphaerellales; Mycosphaerellaceae. The record is from RefSeq and is a predicted model, not a curated record. Bases 1 to 1554 code for a protein of 517 amino acids.
AUGCUCUUCCCAUCAGGUCGCCUCCGCAAUGCCAUCCUCGGCGGCCUUCUCUUCCUGCUCCUCCUCAUCGCCCUAGGCAGCACCUUCGUCGCGAAACCCGAUCUCCUCUCCACCUUCCACAACCCCUUCGCUAGCAGUCGACACCCUCACUUCGACGGCCAGGAAUGGACGCAGGCUAGUGUUGCGCUCGGUCAGGAUGUGCCUGGUGCGACGAGUCUGACGGAUUUGCUCACGCCGGAGCAGAAGGAGGCUAGUGAUCGCAAUAACAACAUUAAGCAUAACAUUGUGAAGAGCAGCGUGACGAAGGACGGGAGGUGGUUCUUGGUGGAUUUUGGCGAGGGGUAUGGGUCGUAUAAUCCGAGUAUUCUGCCGCAUCCGAGCAAAGAGGAGACGUGGAUUAUUAUUGCGCAGAGGGAUAAACAGGAGGACGAUAAUGAUACCUUCAACGUCGAGCUUGUCUGCGAAGCUACAUUCAACAGGAAGGCAAGUUCAGUGCAGUGCAUCCCAGGAUCCGUCAUGAUCCUCCCGAUCCGGAGCACAACAGCGGGGGCAGGACAGUGUGAGGGCGAUUUGGAGUAUAUGAAGACGAUGAUUGGACCGCAUGAUGCCAGGAUAUUCUUUGGGCCGAGUCAGAAUCGGACGGAGAGGAAUCUAUUGGGCGAUGAGGUUGUGUUUGAGAGUGAGCCGGUGCCGUAUGUUAUGUAUGGGAGCCAGGGCACGCAGUCUUGUGUGGCGAUGUGGAUGCAGGAUCUGAGGAGGUUGGUGGAUUGGAAUGGUGGGGAGGGGGGACAUCUUGAUGAGAAAGUGGAUCCGUUCUUUUGGGGGACGCAGUUGGCGCGGCCGGGGAUGGAGGAGGUGCAGGCGGAGGGACUGCAGAAGAGUGAGAAAGAGAAGAGGAUUGAAGCUGGCACGAUUGAGAAGAACUGGUUCGCAUUCUGGGACAGUGCCGGGGACCUGUACAUCCACCAAGACAUAAAACCGACAUACCGCGCCUUCAGCAAAAUCCUCGACCCCUUCAACGCCACCACCUCCCCCGACCUCGCACCCCUCGCCACCACCGACACCCACUGCAUGACCUCCCUUAUGCCCGCCCUCCAACCCACCAACCUCGAAUGGAUCCAUCAAUCCACCAACUCCCUCUCCCUAACCCUCUGCCGUCGCCUCGACCCCGGCUGCGAGCCCUCCGACGACAACACUUUCAUCCUGACCCUCUUCCAGGUCAAGACGUUCUACUACCACGGCGUGUACGAGCCGUACGUUAUGUUAUUCCGACAGCGCGCGCCGUUUGAGAUAUAUGGGAUUACGCAGAAGCCGCUGUGGUAUUAUGGGAGGGGAAGGCCGGGUGGGGAUUGGACUACGGGAACGUUGGAGAGCAGGCCGCAUGAUCAGAGUGAAAUGGUUUUUACGACGAGUGUCAGUUUUAUGGGCAGGGGGAGGGGGUAUCAUGGGUAUUUGGAUGAUAAGGUUAUGAUCAGUUUUGGGAUUGAGGAUCAGAAGAGUGGGGGGAUUGAUGUGGUGGCGGAGGAUUUGGUUAAGAGUUUGGAGUUGUGUUGA